AUGCAUUUCGUGCGACAUUCUUCAUUAAGACAGAGUCCUUCUAUGGACUCAUCGAGAUAAAGAAAACGGGACAAGACAUCUCGAAGUUGCUCGCAGAUUUUCGACACAGUUUUACUAUUUAUCACUGUUGUCUGGGUGCCACUUUGUUUCCUGCAGUGAAACUUUCAAAUCAAAAGAGCUAGAGAGUAUGGAUCUCCUGGCUGCAAAGACGACGGCGCUCCUGCUAGCCUUUCAGGUAACUCUUCUUACCGGAAGCGCCAUGGCCACCACCGAAUGCUCCACCCCACUUCCGGGGGUGAGGAAGAUGGUGACAGGCGUAGACAUCACAGAGCUGGACCUUGUGCCUCUAGACUUCAGGGGCAGUCGCGGCAUUCGCAGUCCAGUCAUCAACUUUACCUGCAACAGAGAUAGGUCCUGGAUUUCUGAGACCGGGGUCCCGUUCCAGCUUCCUGAUCAGGUGUGGCACACAUCCUCCGUCCCCGGGGGCUGGAUUUCCUCUUACGUCCAGAUCUACAAGACUUCCAGCGAAGUGAGGAGGAACCUCCAGCAGUCGGUCGGAGGGGAAAGCUCGAUCUGGAAAUUCUCCUUCUCCGCCAGCCGCUCCUACACCAUGAUGCAGGAUACCAUCACCAACGAGUCCAGGUAUAUCUCUGACGUGUCGGCGUUCGAAUCCGCGAAGAAAGUCCGCCUCAUCCCGAGUUUGAUUCUCAACUUGGAUCACAUCGCUCAGAUGUUUCUUGACCAUUUGGUGACAGGGAAUUUCUCCUCCAAUCCUGACGCGUACAGACUGUUCAUCAAUGAGUUCGGCACGCACUACUUUUCCACCGGUGAAUUCGGUGGUUACAUCCGGGUGCUUCACGAGACUGACACGUCUUACUUUCACUCUCACACCGACAGACAAGUGGAGACCAACGCCCGGGCGGCUUUUAUGAGCGUCAUAUCAGCCAAUGGUGGGCGGGUUUCUGGCUCAACGAACGUUGAUUCGUCCUUCAGCAGAUCCUCCACGAGGACAGUGAGAUACUACGGAGGCAACUCGAACCUGCUGGCUGAGAACGGUAUCCAGUCAUGGCAACCAUCAGUCGACAGAGAUCCUUGGCUCUUCUCCGGAAAACUGACGCCAAUCAGCUCUCUGAUCAAGGACCCCAUCAAGAAAUCUUCCAUGGUUCUAGCCGUCAAGCAAUACGUGAUGGAGAAAUACUUGGUGGAGCUUUUGCGCCUCAUCAGCUUCGCUAAAUCUAAAGUUCCUUCUUCUGUUCUCAACACUCUGGAGCAGAGAGUUGUUGCAAUGCAACAGUUGUCGGUGCUGGUAGAAAGUGACGUCACGGCUUUAGGACAUGAGGUAGAGCGACAUUUAGUCGUUCCCGAUUGGUUUAGAGGUCAGACGCAGUUGUGCUACAAAUGGCGGCCUGACGGACACGGCGGACAGUGUGGCGGAGGCGCGGCGCGUCGACUUUGCGCAAAACCAGACAGGAUGACACCUUUCUACCGCGACGAUACAGACGGGCGAUCCGGCGGCUGUCGCAUGCAGUGGGGCAUCACCUCAUCGGGCUACGAGUCUUGGUUCUCCAGCGUGAGAAUCUGCUACCGCUGGUACCCAGACGGGAACGGCGGGCAGUGCGGCGGCGGCGCCAGGCGUGAACUUUGCGCCGGUAUCAAUGGGUUCAGCGGCGAGUAUCGAGACGACACAGACAAUCGAGGCGGGGGCUGCCGCAUGAGCUGGAGGCUGGUGGUGCCCGGCAGCGCGCCGCUCUGGAUGAAAACGGCGCGUUUGUGCUUCUCCUGGUACCCGGACGGUAACGGCGGGCAGUGCGGGGGACCGUCGCGGGAUCUUUGCGCCACUGCCAACAGCUGGACGAGCUACUACAGAGACGACACGGACAACCGAUCGGGCGGGUGUCGCAUGAGUUGGGGGAUACGUCUACAGUUGUAGACCUGCUGGUGAAAGAGGGGGGGGGAUGGGAGGAGAGGGAGGGGGAGGGAGAGAGGGAGAGGGAGAGAGAGAGAGAGAGAGAGAGAGAGAGAGAGAGAGAGAGAGAGAGAGAGAGAGAGGGAGAGAGAGAGAGAGAGAGAGAGAGAGAGGGGGGGGGGGGGUUGGAAUUUGACAAUCUGACUUUUAAAAAAUCCCAUGUUGUUCUGAGAACUGCUUAUAAAAAGAUAACAAUUAAAUUGUUAAAACUUUUUUGGUA
Aplysia californica (California sea hare) is the source of this 2186-nucleotide messenger RNA. RefSeq names its product perivitellin-2 67 kDa subunit. The transcript is spliced from 3 exons. Bases 188 to 1930 code for a protein of 580 amino acids. The record is from RefSeq and is a predicted model, not a curated record. NCBI's taxonomy places the organism in Eukaryota, Metazoa, Mollusca, Gastropoda, Aplysiida, Aplysiidae.